Mya arenaria is the source of this 1826-nucleotide messenger RNA. RefSeq names its product carbonic anhydrase-related protein 10-like. Lineage: Eukaryota; Metazoa; Mollusca; Bivalvia; Myida; Myidae. The record is from RefSeq and is a predicted model, not a curated record. Gene Ontology annotation, molecular function: zinc ion binding; carbonate dehydratase activity. The coding region runs from base 360 to 1301 and encodes 313 amino acids. The transcript has 10 exons.
GACAUUCUCGAUUCGUUCUCUCAAAGGGAGGAUUACUAUUACCGUUCUAAUCAUCCAGAGUGCUUGUUUGUCAGAAUUAAAGGAGUGUAGUUACAGAGACCCCAAUCGCAAGAAAGAAUUAACCGGUGUAAAGUUAUGUUAACAAAUUGUUCAUUGACGCUUGCACAUGUGUUACAAAAAAAAGAACUAUGAUCAGAAAGACGAUAUGAAAUUAUCUCACAACAAUAUUUAAGAGUAUGUUCAUAAGCGAAUUAUUUGUGAUGGAUCUAAUAAAUUUAAAAAGGACUUGUAAUUAGAAGUCUCGGUUAAGACAAAGUGUGAAGGAAAGUAUAAUAAAAAUAACCCAUAGGGUUGCAAGUAUGGAUUCCAAUAUUAUUGUGUUAAUUACUAUUUUCUUUUUCCUUGAAUCAGUGUUGAGCUACUGUCCAGCUGCGGAUCAUUGGAGUGGUUGGUGGGGUUAUGACGGAUAUGCCUCAGGUCCGAGUUCUUGGGGAGACCACAACGAGGACUGGGUGAUAUGCAAGACGGGCAAGAACCAAUCUCCCAUUGACAUUAAGCCACAGACCCUCCUGUUUGAUCCACAACUACAGCCAUUUAAGGUCGACACUGCGUCGGUCAGCGGUACGUUUCGCAAUAACAAGCGAGACCUGACGUUGCUGGUGAACAACAGUAGUCCCGCUGUAAAUUUCACGGCGGGGCCGCUCUCCUACACCUAUCGCCUCUACCAAAUCAAGCUGCACUUCGGCAGAGAAAAUGUUUCAGGGUCAGAGCACCACAUCGACGGCAGGCCUUUUGCUGGAGAGCUUCAGUUUAUGGCCUAUAACUCCGAUUUGUAUGCAAAUCACUCAGUGGCGCAAGUGAGUCCCAGAGGCGUUGCCAUCGUGGCGGUGUUUAUAUCCGUUGGGGAUUACGAUAAUUCUGCCUUCCAAUUUCUCCAAGAGAAGUUUUAUAUAAUAGACCAACAAGAUUCAUGUACGGAUGUUGAGUAUCUACCAGUUGACAAGUUGUUACCCGAAUCUCUUGACCACUACAUGACAUACGCUGGAUCGCUGACACAGCCUAGCUGUAGGGAGACGGUCACCUGGAUCAUAUUGAACAAGCCCAUGUAUAUUUCCUCAAAACAGAUGACAGAUUUAAGAAGAAUUCCAUACCAAGAAUGGAGAUUUUCAAACGCCAGACCUCUUAUGCCUUUAAAUCGUCGGACUAUCCGAACGAAUAUCAACUUCAGAAAUCAAACACGGCUGUGUUCCAUGGAGAUCGCAAAGCGAUAUAUUGCAAAUCCCGACGUUGGAUUGAGAUAACGAGGCAUUUCAUCCCUAGUAUUCUCCUAAUAAAAGCAUUAACCCACUUUGAACCUAGUUCUUCCAACAAAAGACAAUGUCGAAAAUAAACUUUACGUAUAGCUCAAUAGUGUCCUAUGAAUAUAUACGGGAUAUCUACGUUUCGUGGAUCUAGGUGCUGGAGUGCGAUUAACACUGGGUCCAAACUUAAAUGCAAUUAGAAAUGUAUGUUCUCGCAUUUAUACUUAUCGUUAAAAGUGAGGGGAAAUUUGAUGUGGAGAGUGUGUUGCUGUUAAUAGCAUUAAUAGCAUUAUGUUUAAUGGAAUAACGGUCGAUGCAGUCGACACUCCUGAACACAAAGCUUAUGUUUGAUGGUUUCUGACGAUGGCCGAGAGGAGCGUUAUUGCAGUAAAGCAAACAAUAUACUCAGUGCGUAUAAAGGCAGUCCUGCCUAAAUUGUUUAGUGAUAAAUUUAGCAGAUGAUGUUGUUUGAAACGAACGCUUGAAUGUGUCAAUGAUACUAAAUAAUUGUGAAUCAGAUGUUUU